CUCCUUACCAUAUCACAAGAAACCGAACCAUUCCAAGUACUGUCGAGCAGAAGCCUAAAGCGAGUGACAUUUCCCCCUUCCGAGCUAGUUCAAGAAACCAAAAUGGCCUCCAACCAGAACCAGGCCAGCUACCACGCCGGCGAGACCAAGGCCCGUACAGAGGAGAAGACCGGGCAGAUGAUGGGCGCGACCAAGGACAAGGCCGGGCAGACCACGGAGGCCACCAAGCAGAAGGCCGGCGAGACGGCCGAGGCAACGAAGCAGAAGACUGGCCAGGCCACGGAGGCUACCAAGCAGAAGGCCGGCGAGACGGCCGAUGCCACCAAGCAGAAGGCCGCCGAGGCCAAGGACAAGACGGCGCAGACGGCGCAGGCGGCCAAGGAGAAGACGUACGAGACGGCGCAGUCGGCCAAGGAGCGCGCCGCCCAGGGCAAGGACCAGACCGCCAGCACCCUCGGCGAGAAGACGGAGGCGGCGAAGCAGAAGGCCGCCGAGACCACGGAGGCGGCCAGGCAGAAGGCCGCCGAGGCGACCGAGGCGGCCAAGCAGAAGGCGUCGGAGACGGCGCAGUACACCAAGGAGUCCGCCGUCGCCGGCAAGGACAAGACCGGCAGCGUCCUCCAGCAGGCCGGCGAGACGGUGGUGAACGCCGUGGUGGGCGCCAAGGACGCCGUGGCCAACACGCUGGGCAUGGGCGGUGACAACGCCACCAAGGACACCACCACCGGCGCCACCACCAAGGACACCACCACCACCACCAGGAAUCACUAGACGCAUGCGUUCGCGCUUGAUUUGCUUUCCUGUAGUCGUGUUUGGUCGUUCGCGGGCCUUCUACAUAUUUUGUAUGUUUCCACUCUUUCGUGAUUUCAGCUCAUUUAGUGUAAGUUUGCCUUCGAUUUGAUGUACUACUCGUGUCCGGUUCUGUAAUAGUAUGAGUUAUUAUUAUGAUCCAUGUACUUUGGUGUAAUGUGUAAUUCCUUUAUUCCGAUAUAGUAUACAUUCCUUCUACCGCGGAA
Molecule: messenger RNA, 1016 nt
Organism: Aegilops tauschii subsp. strangulata
Lineage: Eukaryota; Viridiplantae; Streptophyta; Magnoliopsida; Poales; Poaceae
Cellular component (GO): nucleus
Source: RefSeq, a predicted model, not a curated record